AUGGAGACUGUCAGUAGGAAACAAUCAACUCUUCCAAAUUGGCUUUCGAUUUUUGCCAACUUCUCAUAUAUUGACAUGAGCAACAAUCAAUUCACAGGCAACAUUCCCCAUGAUAUUGCCAAGCUUGCAAAACUUCAAAGAUUGGAUUUAUCCCUUAAACGAUUCUCAGGUGAAAUUCCUUCAUUCCUCGGAAAUUUAAGUAUAUUAACAGAACUCCGCCUAGACAACAACAAUUAUUAUGGUAGUAUCCCGUCUAGUUUGGGAAAAUGCCAAAUGUUGAACGCUUUGAAUAUCUCUCGAAACAGCCUUAGUGGCAUAAUACCUCCACAAGUUUUUGGCAUCUCAUCCUUAGCAUUGUAUUUAGACUUGUCUCACAACCAAUUGAUUGGUUCCCUUCCUAUGAAAAUUGGAAAUCUGAAAAAUCUUGGUGAAUUGAUUGUUGCCAAGAACAUAUUAUCUGGUGAGAUUCCGAGCCCACUUGGUAGCUGUGUUAGAUUAGAAAAAAUUUACAUGGAAGGAAACUUCUUUCAAGGGAUCAUUCCUUCAUCUUUAAUUUCUUUGAGGGGUGAUGAUACCAAGAAAAACUCUAAGUAUGAACUCAGGCGAGGAGCUCAGGUAAUGAGCUCAGACCAGGAGGUCAGACAAUAA
Messenger RNA from Ilex paraguariensis (yerba mate), 648 nucleotides. The record is from the annotation of a GenBank genome assembly. NCBI's taxonomy places the organism in Eukaryota, Viridiplantae, Streptophyta, Magnoliopsida, Aquifoliales, Aquifoliaceae.